Molecule: messenger RNA, 729 nt
Organism: Microbotryum saponariae
Lineage: Eukaryota; Fungi; Basidiomycota; Microbotryomycetes; Microbotryales; Microbotryaceae
Source: the annotation of a GenBank genome assembly
AUGAUGUUUGAACAACUAAGGACGAAUGUCGAGGAAAAGCGUCGAGGUGGAUCAACCCGAGUCUCACGUUUCCCGCCUAGGCCCCAGCUCGCUUCCUCGAUUUGAAGAUCUACUGAUACUCCCAAGUCGAUACUGAUCGGUUCAAUUACAUCCGGUUGCAGAAAACCUGCGCCUCAACACGGCCCUAGGCAUCACCGACGCUGUUGCCAAUGGCUUGACCCCGUAUCAAAUUGGACGUUCGGUGAUUUUGGGCUCGACGUUCAAGAAUAGACCGCGCGAGGUCACGCAGCAUACCAAGAUGCGAUGGCUUUCGUCAAAUAUGGAAAGCCUGCGCUGUUCAUCACGGUGACUUGCAACUCCGAAUGGCCGGACAUCAAGGUUGCACUGGGGCCGAGCGACAAAGCAUGGAACCGCCCAGAUCUCAUUGCACGAGUGUUUGAGGCCAAGUUGAACCGACUCUACGACGACGUUUUUGGCAACAAGCAACGUGCAGGCUGUUUCGGCGUCGUUCUGACGCAUAUACACGUCAUCGAGCAUCAGAAACGGGGCCUGCCGCAUGCCCAGAUCCUCAUCACCCUCGCGCCUGACGAUCAUCCUUUGUCGAAGGACGCGAUCGACAAGAUGAUCUCGGCUGAGAUACCCGAUCCUUCGCGCUAUAAUGAACUUCACGAGACUCACAGUACGUUUGGCUGCCCCUUUCACCCUCGUGCGCUACUGGGUACAGAUUGA